AUCGGGCUCCGCGGCAACACCGGCUCGUUUGGCCGUGCCGAGCCCGUGCGCUUUGUGCAGGACUAUCGCGCCGCCAACAUCUCGGAGCUGGUUUUGACCAACGCCAACAGUGAAAAGUACCCCUUGACUCUGCUCGACGGCGCCUUCAACCAAUCGGCACUCACAUCCUUGCGCAUUGAAAACGUCGACUUGGCGCUGCGAAACAAUGUGUUUCCGCCGCACUUGCGCUCGCUCGUGCUGCGCAAGACGGGUCUCCGUCGCAUUCCCAAGGAGGUCUUUACGCUCACACAACUCCAAACACUGGAGAUCUCGGGCCAGUUUCUCGACACGUCGUGGCUGAGCAAGGAAGAAGCGGCGUUCGUGCGCAGCGUCAACUGCACGUUUGGCUAG
This is a messenger RNA of Saprolegnia parasitica CBS 223.65, 390 nucleotides long. RefSeq lists its product as hypothetical. The record is from RefSeq and is a predicted model, not a curated record. The annotation marks the transcript as partial. The transcript has 4 exons. NCBI's taxonomy places the organism in Eukaryota, Oomycota, Saprolegniomycetes, Saprolegniales, Saprolegniaceae.